This is a messenger RNA of Capsicum annuum, 836 nucleotides long. RefSeq names its product receptor-like protein Cf-9 homolog. The transcript has a single exon. The record is from RefSeq and is a predicted model, not a curated record. NCBI's taxonomy places the organism in Eukaryota, Viridiplantae, Streptophyta, Magnoliopsida, Solanales, Solanaceae. The annotation marks the transcript as partial. Gene Ontology annotation, molecular function: protein binding.
AUGUCACAUAAUAAACUCAGUGGACAGUUGCCUCCGUCUAUUUGCAAUUUAACAUUGCUAAAGGUUCCAGAUUUGGGUAGAAACAAUCUAAUGGGAGCAAUUCCGCAAUGUUUUGGCAACAUGAGUAGUCAUCUUGAGGUUCUUGAUAUGCAGCACAACAAUCUUUCCAGUACUCUUCCAACAACUUUUAGCAUUGGAAGUGCACUCGGAAGCUUCAAUUUGCAUGGAAAUGAGCUAGAGGGAAAAAUUCCACGAUCCUUAGAAAAUUGCAAACUACUGGAAGUUGUUGAUUUUGGAGACAAUCUCCUCAAUGAUACAUUUCCAAUGUGGUUGAAUAAGUUGCAUGGACCCAUUAGAACUUUAGGAAGUGAAAACAUGUAUCCUGAGCUUCGAUUGUUAGAUCUCUCUUUCAAUGCCUUCACGGGAAACUUACCGACGAGUUUGUUUCAACAUUUAAGAGCCAUGAGGAAAAUUGAUCCAUCAAAGAAGGCACCGAGUGAUGAAAGAUAUGGAUAUUAUGAGAACUCCAUAGCUGUCGUAACGAAGGGAUUGGAGCAUGAAGUUGUGAGAAUCUUGUUUUUGUACACCACUAUUGAUUUUUCAAACAAUAAAUUUGAAGGACAUAUUCCAAGUAUAAUAGGUGAUCUCAUUGCACUCCGUAUUCUAAAUUUAUCUCAUAAUGGAUUGCAAGGUCAUAUUCCGCGAUCACUUGGAUGUUUAUCUUCAGUUGAAUCAUUGGACCUGUCGGGUAACCAUCUUGUAGGAGAGAUACCAGCACAGUUUGCUUCUCUUACAUCUCUUGAAGUUUUAAAUCUCUCCAACAAUCAUCUCGAAGG